Molecule: messenger RNA, 696 nt
Organism: Clavispora lusitaniae ATCC 42720
Lineage: Eukaryota; Fungi; Ascomycota; Pichiomycetes; Serinales; Metschnikowiaceae
Source: RefSeq, a predicted model, not a curated record
AUGGCCGAGUUGUGCUCAAUGCCAAGGAAUGAAAUUUCAGAUCCAAAUUUCAACUUCAAUGGCCCUACCUUUGUGAAUAAUGGAGAUAUUUUUAUGCUUGGCCGUGGCGAUUCAGAUGGGUCAAAUAUGAACAUUUGGGCAGAUUGGUGGGUAACCCCAGAAAACCAUGGCACUAUCCACUUUCAUCAGGACGUGGAAAACAACGGUGGAAUUUCACAUUUUGGUCGGGCUUCUCAAACUGUCACCAAUGAUGGAACUAUUUGCUUGCACAAAAUGAACAUGUACCAGCAUUCUAAUGUGCAAGGCACAGGUUGUUACACAGUUGGAGAAAAAUCCAUCUUGAUUGAAGAUCUUCCUAGCACUUGGCCACUUUCCUCUGGCCAAACCAUCUACCUUGCCUCCUCGUCUUCAUAUGUUCGCUUUGGGUUGGAGGCUCCAUCUGAAUACAUUAACAUCGCCGGUUGGGGUAACAAGAACAAGAUUGGCUUCUUAGGUAUUGUUUUUUCUGCUACCAUUUCAGGGAGUGUUUUAACUGUUGUUGCUGAUUUCAACACCUUUUAUUUUAAUGUGGGUGAAGGCUAUGAACAGCAACAUAUUAAGAUAGGUGGUGGAGAUACGAUCGGUGGUUUUUCUAUCACGUCAUAUGUGAUGUACAAGCACCCGCCACCUGAUAAUGCUUCUCCCAACAUCAUGUGA